Messenger RNA from Alternaria alternata, 1266 nucleotides. RefSeq names its product Aldo/keto reductase. The transcript has 3 exons. NCBI's taxonomy places the organism in Eukaryota, Fungi, Ascomycota, Dothideomycetes, Pleosporales, Pleosporaceae. The record is from RefSeq and is a predicted model, not a curated record. Bases 223 to 1191 code for a protein of 322 amino acids. Gene Ontology annotation, molecular function: oxidoreductase activity.
GCCAAUAUUGACGAACCUAGUACCUCCAAGCACAGGAAGCAACUAAACAGAGACCAGAGACUUAUGGUACACACACUAUAUAAAGCCGGCCACACACAGAAGUGGAUCUCCGAACACCUAGGGUUUACUGAGAGGCAGGUGGGAUACGUUUUAAAGCGCCCCCUUACCCCCCAAAAAAGGCCAGGUAGACCUCCAAAGCACUUACAACGAACUUGUACCACAAUGGGUGCACCAAGGAAGACAACGAUACUGGUUGAUAACAUUGCAGUUCCGCGGUUCGCUUUCGGACUAGGAUCUUUGAUGCAAUGGGCUCCCAACCAUGCUUACCCCCUCCCUACUGACAGUAGUAAAGAAGUAACGCAGGCGCUUAAAGCGGGCUUCCGACAUAUCAACACCGGCGACAUUUACACCAACAACGAGUCCGCGGCAGAAAGCAUCAAGGCGUCCGGGAUCGCCCGUAAGGACUUGUUCUUCAGUUUAAAACUCAACACCUAUGCUGCGCUUGGAUGUAGAGGCAAGGAGAGUAUGGUGGAGAGUACCAAGAAGGAAAUUGAGCGCUUCGGACUAGACGGCUAUGUAGAUCUGUUGCAACUUCAUUUUCCGCCCAGAGGCCAUCCAGGAAAUUUGACCAACCGAGAAGCAUGGAGAGUUCUCGAAGAACUCAAAGAUCAGAAGAUGGCGAGAAUCAUCGGCUUGUCUAAUUGGACACUUGCGGACUACGAAGAUCUCAUGGAUGCUCCUGAUAUCAAGUACAAGCCGCAGAUCAAUGAGUAUGAGAUGAACCCGUUCUUACUCUCCGAUCCUAAACUACGGGAUCUUAGUUCCUACGAGAUGAAACAUGGCAUAGUUCAUAUGAACUACGGCUUCUUGUCUAUUCUAUCCGGCAAGCUGCCACAUGAUGGAGCUCCAGCAUUGCUAAAAGAGUUAAGACUGUUAUCGAACGAGACUAAUCUCACGGAAACGGAACUGCUUCUUGCUUGGGCAUACGACCGCCUAGAUGGUAUCGUCAUAUCGUCAUCAUCUCAAGAGCACCGCUUGGUAGGACUUGCAAAACUGUUCCUCGAUAAAGACCAGGUUUCUUUAGAGCAAAGUGUCUACGACCGUAUUGAGAAGACUGCAAGCGAAGACGGUUAUGAGGGGAAGACGUUUUACAAGCAUGGCCAUAUGGAUGCCGCUGCAAGCAAAGGUUGAUUACGUCGCAGUUCUACUACGCGCGACGAGCUUCUCAUACCUUUCUCCAUGAAUAUAUGCAUUAUGACCCGUGCU